Actinia tenebrosa (Australian red waratah sea anemone) is the source of this 8099-nucleotide messenger RNA. RefSeq lists its product as uncharacterized. Gene Ontology annotation, biological process: microtubule-based movement; spindle elongation; mitotic spindle assembly. NCBI's taxonomy places the organism in Eukaryota, Metazoa, Cnidaria, Anthozoa, Actiniaria, Actiniidae. Gene Ontology annotation, molecular function: plus-end-directed microtubule motor activity; microtubule binding; ubiquitin binding. The record is from RefSeq and is a predicted model, not a curated record. Gene Ontology annotation, cellular component: nucleus; mitotic spindle; spindle microtubule.
GAAGAAAGUGUUUUUAGUUUUACCGAAAAUUUAUGUCCAAUUUACUUAAAAUUCAGCGACUUUUACCAAAUAUUUUCACCCUAAGAGCUUCUUAUCGAGUCAAUAAUGCCUGACCAGCCAUUUGAGGUCAUUUCAGACGGCGAAGAAGGCCUAGAUGACGCAGAAGAGGAGUUAGAAGAGCAACUAGAAAAUGGCGGGAUUCGCAAAAACUUGUUGGGCGAGUUUGCUGAUAUUGAAAAAACUAACUCUAAUGUACUCGAAAAUAAUGGUCGAGAGUGCAUGAAAGUCUACCUAAGAAUUCGUCCUUUCUCAGCAGAAGAGAAAGAUCUAUCUCAGGAUCAAGAUUGCAUGGAGAUCGACGGAGAUUCUGCUAUAAAUUUGAACGCGCCAAAGGAUUCCUUCACCUUCAAGAAUGAGAAACGUGGGCGAGAAGUGACACAUCGCUUUACUUUUUCUCGUGUUUUUGGACCAGAAACAACACAGAAACAGUUCUUUGACGACACGAAUUUAAAUCUGUUGAAGGAUUUUAUGGAUGGACAGAACUGUCUGGUUUUUACUUAUGGAAUCACAAAUUCUGGGAAGACAUAUACAAUUCAAGGAACACCAAAGGAUGGGGGAAUCCUACCAAGGACUCUAGAUGUCUUGUUCAAUAGCAUACAGAACAAACAAUACCCUCGCAUGAAUCUGAAGCCAAGAUACUUCUGCGAUGUGGUUAAAAUAAACGAAAAACAAGAACACAUGGAGGGGGCUUUACGGAAUGGACUUCUAAUGUCACUCAAUAAAGAGCAGUUUGAUCUCAAUUCAUUCCUUCAACUUGAGGAUUCCAAUGAUUUUUCCAAAGGAAGUAUUAUAGAAGACUCUUUACUUCAAGCAUCAUUAAAAAGCCAAGAUGGAGAGACAACAGAUCAUGAUAUAACAGAAGACGAAGACACAUCAAGACUAGUGGAUAACACAACUCUCAGUGUUGACGCCCAAGGACCCGUCAAGUUUUCUGUCUGGAUUUCCUUUGCUGAAAUCUACAAUGAGUUAAUUUUUGAUCUGCUUGAGCCGUGCCCCGAGGGGAAAGGAAAGAAGAGGGUCACUCUGAAACUUGGAGAUGACAAAAAUGGGAAUCCUUAUGUCAAAGGCUUGAGAGAAGUGUGCGUUUCCAGUGCUGAUGAAGCUUAUAAGAUACUCAGGGUUGGAAAGAAGAAUCAAAGAAUAUCGGCCACCAAGCUGAAUCAAGCAUCAAGCAGAAGCCAUUGUAUCUUCACUAUAAAAGUGCUUAGAGUUGUAGAUGUAGAAAAUCCUCAUGCAGCUAGGGUUAGCAGGUUAUCCUUUGUUGAUCUUGCUGGAUCAGAACGCUACACCAAGACCCAGAACACAGGGGAUCGACUCAAAGAAGCUGGGAACAUCAAUACAUCUCUCAUGACUCUAGGGAAAUGUUUAGACUGUCUGCGGUACAAUCAGUUACACCAGAAUCACCCACAGAUAAUCCCCUUCAGAGAGAGCAAGCUGACUCGGUUGUUCCAGGGAUUCUUCUGUGGUAAAGGCAAGGCAUCCAUGAUUGUCAAUAUCAACCAGUGUGCUGCUACUUUCGAUGAGACCUACCACGCCCUCAAGUUUUCAGCCAUUGCUAAACAGGUCACGACCAAGGUAUGCAAGCCGUCAGACAUGCUCCCUCCCGUCGAAAAGAGUUUCCGCGCAUCAUUUGCUUUCCCCGUCCAAUCAAAAGCAGCCAGGAUGUCAAUCCCCUGGGAGAAUGGUGCACUAAGUACCCCAGCAGGUGGAAGAUGUGAACGUAUCAAUGAAGAUGAAGAAGAGGAUGAAGAGAAUGAUGUCGUCUCUUACCAGAAGCAACUUGAGAACCUUGUGAGAGUCUUACAAGAACAGCUCAUCGAAGAAAAGAAGUCCAAAGCUAUGUUAGAGGUAAAAAUCCGAGAAGAAGUGUGUGGGGAGAUGGCUGAGCAACUGGUUGCUAUUGAAUCGGCAUACAGCGAGAGAAUUCAAGAGGAGGUAACAGCUGUAGAAGAGAAGUGUGAGCGUAGGAUUGAAUUGUUAGCCAAGUCCAUCAAGAAGACUCGUAAACGUGCGCGCAUUGAGAAACAGGAAGACGAGGAUGAAGAAUGGGUCCCAAGCGUUCAACUUCAUGCUGAACGGGUAAAAGUCGAGGAACUGACAGCACAGGUGAAUGAGUUGAAAUCUGCUAUCGAAGAGGAUGAGAAUCGAUUUAAAGCACAGGAAGAGAUCAUGAUGGAUUUACAGUCGGCUCUAGAGACGUCCAGUAAGGAGCUUGAGCUUGCUAAGAUCAAGCUCGAUAAACGAGACGAAUUGUUGAAAGAAAAAGACGAAGCUAUACGAAAACUAGAGAAAGAUUUGGACGUCAAAAACGACGAAGAAUUGCAGGAAUGUGAAUCGAAAGAAAAGAGCGAUAAAAUUGUACAAAAUCUUUACCAAGAAAUAGAGAAGCUCCAAAGUGAUCUUGAACAACAGCAAACGCUGGUGAAAGAAAAUUCCAACGCUUUGGAAAAGAGUAAAGAAAUGGUUUCCCAGUUAGAAGAAAGUGUUACUGAAAAAGACGCCAUUCUUGAAGAAAAGAUGGUCCUUCUUGACGAGAAAAACGAUGAACUGAAAAAUCUUGAAAACAAUGAAAGAGAAUUGGAAGAAAAGGCAAGAAUGAUGACAGAAUCGUUGGAGAAAGGUGAAAAACGUGUGAAAGAAUUAGAACAGAAUCUUGAAGAGAAAGAAAACCUGUUGGUAGAGCGAACAGAUCUUUUGGAGAAACAAGAAACGCUAGUGAAGAAGUUGAGAAAUAAUAUUAAAGAGCAUGAAGAAGCGUUAGAAAAUAAUGAAUCAUUUCUGGGCCAACUGAACGACACUGUGAGGCAGUUAAGCCAUGAGCUUGUCGAUGCUAAAAACAAGGAGAAGGAGAAAGAAAAAGAACACGAAAAAGAAAACGAAGAGAAGUGCUCGAAAGAGGGUCUUGAAACAGCUUUGGCUUCGAAGCUUGCCAACUUGAGAGAGCAGCUCUUGGCUAGGGAUGAACUUAUGAAGGAGCUUGUGCAAUCACUUGAAGAAACUCGCGAACAAGUAGAGCUCGAUAAGGGAGAUCUUGUCAUGCUAAACAACAAACAGAAAAUCAGGAUUGUCGAGUUAGAAGAUGAGCUUGAGACAUUGAAGAAAGCUGUUUCUGAGGACGAUUCUGAUAAGAGGUUUGAAAGUUUGAAGGAGCAGUUGAAGAAGGCCGAGACGGAUUCCAUAAAAGCGAAGGAACAGAUGGAGAUGAGUGGUUUCGAGAAAGAAGAAAUAAAGUGCGCUUUAGAUGAUGCGAAAACUAAAGAAGGGGAACUCAAGAACCAGAUCGCGGAAGCUAAACAAGAAGUGGAAGAGCUAAAGAAAUGUUUUACCGAAGCGAAGGAAAAUAUUUCUUCGCUAGAAAAAACCUUAGAGAGCAAGAACACUCAGCUUAUGGAACUUCAAACGGACGCGAAGAAAGAUCUAGAAAUGAAGAAUAAGCUUGGAGCUUCGAAUAAGAGGCAAGCAGAGUUGGAAAGGCAGGUUAAAGAACAAGAGUCAGAGCUAAAAACGACACUGAGCGAACUGGAAGAAUUGAAAACAGAAAAAGUAUCUCUUGAUAAAGCGAAGUUAGAGAUCGAGAAACUAAGUGAGAACUUGGCAACGAAGGAGUUGAGAGUCAAAGAACUGGUGAACGAGUUAGAGGAUGUUAAGAACAAGCUACAGCAGGAGAAUAAGGAAAAUUCGAAAGCCUCUGAAGAAGGGAAUGACGACGAAAGAAAAGAAAAACGAUCUGAUGCUAAGAAUAAAGAUAAGACGAAAGAAAUCAAAGAACUGGAGAAACAGCUUGAAGUGACAACAAGAGCCUUAGACAAAAAAAAUUCUCAACUCAUCUCAAGAAAUAACGCUCUUAAACGCCUGGAGCUCUCGCUAAGUGAGAAGGAAGCAAAGAUUUCUGAACUAACGAAGGAAAAAGGGCAAGGCUUACAGACACCGUCUAAAGAUCUGAGGACGAGAGAAGAAAUCAGGACUUUACGACGAAGAGUUGUCCAAGCUGACAAGGACACUGAAGAACUGAAGCAAAAGGUACAAGAAUAUCAAAGCAAGUUUGAAGAAGUUUCCAAACAACAAGAAGAAAAAAGCAAAGAGGUUCUCCAACUUCAGGAAAAGCUGGAAGUUUCUGAAAACCGAGUAAAAGAGUUAGAAAAUAAUUUUAACGAUGUUAAAGAAGAGAGUCUCAAAGAUAAGGAGAAGUUGGAAGCGAAUGAGAAGAAGAUUGAAGUUUAUCGCCUUCAACAGUCUGAGUUGAAAGAAAAAACAGAAGAAACUGCAAAACUUCUAGAACAGAUGAAAGAAGAAAUAGAAAACGCGAAGAAUGAAAAACAGGAGAAAAUAAAGGAAUUAGAAGAUGUGAAGAACAAAGCUGAGCUGUAUGAAAAGAGAGUUGAAGAAUUAAAUCUGCAGCAGUCAGAAAAUGUAAAAGAGAGUGAUGAAAGAGUUACUUCUUUGAUGGAGAAGCUUAAAAGUGCUGAAGAGGAGUUGAAAAGAAAUGUCGAAAGGUUGCAGAUGCUCGAAGAAUCAAAAGAAAGAGAAAUAAACCAACUUCAAGAAAGAAUCCAGUUCAGGGAAAAACAGCUGGAGGAAAAAGAAGAAACUGUAAGAGAAAUCGGACAAAAGUCAUCUGAGGCAGAGAAAGAGAAGUCAGAAGAACUUGAUAAGGUGUGGAAGACUCUCGUAGAACACCAAGCUAUAAUAAGAGAGCGUGGAGAAAACAUAGAUGACCUUGAGAAUAAGCUAACAAAAGCUGAAGCACGCCAUGCAAGGGAAAAAGCGACCUUAGAGAACACAGUGGCGAAAAUGAAAGAGGUGAUGGAGAGCGAGGGAGGAGACAGGAAGAAACAAAUGUCUCGUAUAACUGAACUGGAGGGCAAGGCAGAGGAGUUGCAGAAGAUGAACGAUAUGCUUAUUAGUGCUUCUGAACAGCACGAAAAGGAGAUGAACGAGCUCAAAAAGGUUUUAGACGAACAAGACGCCGUGAUGGAAGAACAAGAAAAAGCUCUAAACGAAAGACAGAAUGAGAUCGAAUCCUUGCUGAACGAAAACGGAGAACUUCUUAAUAAGAUGAAUACCAAGGAGAACUGUAACGAAAGUACUACGGCCGAAAUACGUCGACUUGAAGGAACCCUAGCAGUCUACAUUGAAGAGAAGGAACGUCUUGAAAAAGAAGUCAAAGAAAUAAGGCAAAAUGAUCAACAGAUUGAAAUAUCUAAAGUGGAGAUCAGUAGAGACCAUGAGAAGGAAAAGACAGACAUUCUGGUAAAGUUAGAGCAGAAGGAAGGCGUGAUAGGCAAGCUGAAAACACAGCUGAAGAGCGCACAAAGUGAAGCAAAUAAGGAAAAGAAAUCUUUGCAGCAGAAAGCAAAAGAUCUAGAAGCUGAGAUUAACAAGUUGACGGUCAGACUUCAAGUCGUCGAAGGCAAGAAGCAAGAGUAUGAAGAUCUUUGUCAGUUGAAAGACGCCGAUGUUCGAGCAGCCAACGAAGAAAAAGAGGAAACCUUGAAAGUCAUGAGACAAGCUCUUGCUAUUGCUGCAGCGAAAAAGGACGAAUAUCAAGCCAAGUUGGAGGCAAUGAAAAAAGAAUGUACCGCAGAACUUGAGGCUAAACAUGAAAGGGAAAUAGAGAAAUUAAGAGAGGAGUUUGAGGGCGGAAAGCCUGCGAAAAAAAUGCCUGACUUGAAGAUCAAACUCAAUAAAAUAGAGGUCAAGACCAAGAGGAAUUCUACUGAGUGCGAGAUGUUCAUAGAAAGUCCUACCAACAAGAAAGAAGAAAAGACAAAUAAGUCAGCCUCGAGUCAAGACGAAGAUAGCACCACCGAAGUAGAGGACGGCAAGAAAGCUGCCAUUGAACCGCCUGCGAAGGAAAGAGCCAAUAAUGAAAACAGUUCUGUUCCUCAAACGUCGGGUCUAAACAUGUCUGUUAAGAGCUUAAAGGAUGAGACGUUACCAGAAGGCCGCAUAGAGAUCGAUGUUACACCAAUCAAGAGGCGUAAGAGGACGUCACGUGCUCCAUCGAAAACGACCUCCACAAAAAAAAGACGAAGUAGCGAAUUGCCAUUAUCAGAGAUAAAAAACCAUUUGAAAGCAAGGAAACAAAUGGAACAGAGUGAAGACGAGUUCACACCAGGAUCUGUGAAACUAAAAGAGCGACCAAAAAGGAGUACCAGAAAAACAAGAGCUAAUUCUACUGCUUGUUCUUCCUCAACAAAGGGUCAGCGACCACCCGUCAAACCACUGUCACCAAUGAAUGAAAACAAGGAAACUGCUCCUGAAGGACUAAAAAAGCAAUCAAGCAUCAAAAAGAAACGCUUCUUAGGAAAAUUGUUUUCCAAUAAAGAAGGUGAGGAAAACACCCCACCUCCCAAGAAGGGACGGAAGUUGCUGAAGAAAGAUAUCUCGGCACCGAUGGAUAACUUCUCGCCUUGUAUCUCUGGCAUUGAUUCUAUUCCCAAGAGCAACGAGAAAACCAAGGCUCAUUCGAUCAUAUCCCGGCAACUGAGAUCGCGAGCAAUUAAGUUUUAAAUUUAAAUUUUAUUUGUUGCGUUAUGAAGUUUUAGUAUCGAAAAUUACGCCAAACCAUUACUAGAUCGGUUUUUGUAAGAGUGGAAAAUGAUAUGACAAAUACGUAGGACUUUGUAUUGUAUCGGUACCGUGUCUCAUUGCAGACGCAACUACGUGUUGUGAUUGGAUAAAUUACUGGAAGAUAAUAGAAAGCCACUUCAAUGUUGCGGCAUGUCGUGCUGUGUACGUACUGUAAUUCAGUACCAUACUUUUCCUACUUAUACGAUUACCAUUCUUAUGGGAAGCCAUUUCAAUGUUGCGGCAUGUCGUGCUGUGUACGUGCUGUAAUUCAGUACCAUACUUUUCCUACUUAUACGAUUACCAUUCUUAUGGGAAGCCAUUUCCAUGUUGCAGCAGGUCGUACCGUGUACGUGCUGUAAGUCAGUACCGUACGUUUCCCACUCAUACGAAAACCAUUCUUAUAAGAAGCCAUUUCAAUAUUUCAGCAUGUGGUACUGUGUACUUGCUGUGAGUCAGUGCCGUACGCUAUCCACUCAUGCGAAAACCGUCCUACAACAUCGUAUCAGGGCGCAUAAUCAUCGUAUUCAGUAUUAAGAAUCAUAAUCUUGCCGGUCUGUGCCUACGGUACUCUAGACGUUAGAGCAGAUAAGAUACGACUGUAAUACAAUACAGCGUACAACUUCGUCAUUCUUUCGAUAGAACGUACAUUUACUGACUUCGCGAGACGUUAUUUGUACCUUAAACUAUACGAGAAAAUUGUCAGACACGGCACGGUACAUUCGUUUCUUUGCUAUACAACCGUCAUUAUCCUAAUCAAUUACGAUUACAAUUGCAAUUGGUUACUUAGCCUGCUAAAUAUUACUUCCAAUGAUUUGUUUCACUAAAUAUAUCUUAAACAUCCCUUUAUGUUAGGCGUUCUCAUCAGGAUGUGAUAUCAAUAUACCUUUUUUACCACCUGAUGAAGACAUUGACCCCUAAAGAUAGAAUUGUUAUCACUCAAGUAAAUGUUGACACAGUCGUCUCUAGACAGUAGUCUAUGUUGCCACCCAAGAGGAAAUAGGGGAGGGAUAGCGGGGCCAAGGAGUAUAUUGUCUUUCCUAGGGUUGUAUAUAUUACAGUGGUGUAUGAGUGGGAAACAAUUGGGGAUAUCAAUGUCUGUAACUUUGCUUUGUGAUCUAUCAAAGUACAUGAAAGAAAUUGGAACCUUUACAGUGUUAAGACAUGUUUGUCCUAUGCAUGUGCUGUAAGCCAGUACUUUUCAUGUUCCCCACUGGAUCUCCAGUUAUUUUUAGCAGAGAAAAAACCCAUUAUAACACUUACCCAAAUCGUGCUAUUUGCUAUGGUGACAAAAUAGGUUAUUUUGUCGCGAAAGAAAAUUGUACAACUUCGCAUGCAAGAUCAUAAAACACUCUUAGCAACACCAUAAUAUCAGCUAAAAGAUUCUAUAUUCAUUAUUUUUUCCAAACGAUUUUAUUAGAUUGUAAAUAGUAAAUAUACUGGUAAACAUUAAAGUGCACUUAUCUAUU